Messenger RNA from Anolis sagrei ordinatus, 6661 nucleotides. It is a transcript of the gene FBRSL1, whose product is annotated as fibrosin like 1. The record is from RefSeq and is a predicted model, not a curated record. Lineage: Eukaryota; Metazoa; Chordata; Lepidosauria; Squamata; Anolidae.
GCAGGCAGGCAGGAGCGGGGCAGAAGAGGAAGAGGAGGGCUAGUGGGCAGGAGGACGAGGAGCCGCCGCCGCCGCCGCCGCCACUGCUGCCUCUUGGGCUUCUUCAUCUUCCCGUCGGUGCUGCUCCUGCCUUGAGGGCUUCCCUCUCGGAUCUGUCUCUCCGGGCCAUUCUCCGUCUAGGGAAACCCAAGCUCCUUCUCCUCCUUCCUCCUCCCCACUCCACCCGAACUCCGGAGGAAUUUCGCCAUGCUUUCAGUCUUCCCAUCUUUUUAAAUAGAUAUAUUUUUUCACCUUUUUAAAAAUUUUGGCGAGGGGGAGACGGAGACUUGUCAAGGUCACUCCGUGGAUUUAACACCGCUCUUCUGGAUCUCUUUGCCGCCGCCCCCCUUCCUCCUCCUCCUCCUCCUCCUCCUCCCUCUCUCCCCUCGCGCGUCGUCUUCCUGCUGCUCUGUUUGCACGUCGGGUCAUCACUUUCUGUCCGGAUUAUAACCCCCCCCCCUUUUUUUUGGGAUUUUUUAUUUUUUGGUAAGAGAGGAAACAAGGCUGGAUUAGCAGGAAGGCGUGCUUUUUUGUUGUUGUUGCUGCUGCUGUUAUUUCCAGCGCAAUCAAUCAAUCAGUCCAUCCUGGAGGAUUAAUUGCCGUCGCUGAGAAGAGCGCUUUUUGGGGAUGAUGGAGGGCAAAAUCCGACAGAGCCGGAAGUCCCGUUCCCAAAGGGACCGGGUAAGGCGGAGGGACUCCAGCGGCCGGGGCCAAGCCAACCUCCAGAGCCCCUCCUCGGCCUCGGAGAGGGAGGCCAGCCCGGGCAAGGAGAACGCCGGCCAGAACGGCGCCCAGCCCAAAAGCCAGGCGCCGGGGGCCAGGGCCUUGCGACCCCCCCGGCGGCGGAGGCGAGAGUCCAGCUCCCAGGAAGAGGAUUUCAUUGAUGGCUUUGCUAUCGCCAGCUUCAGCACGAUGGAAGCAUUAGAGAAGGACAUGUCACUGAAGCCGCAGGAAAGAAAGGAAAAAUGGGACAGACAUCUGGGAAAGAAACCUCGAGAAUCUGAACACUGCGUUUCUGCUGAGCCCAAUGAAAAAGGUCAAAAUAAGGAUGCUGGGAGUUCGGGGAGAGAGACAGAUAGAGGGAAGGAGCGGGUAAAGAAGAAAAUUCCCUUCAAAGUCCACAAGCAGAUGAAGGUCCCUGCAAAGCGGAGCAACCGGAACAGUGAGGAUGACAGCAUCCGGGAGGCCACGAGCUCCCAGCUCAGCAGCUCCAGGGACUGCCUUAGUGACAGUUCUGCUCAAUCGCUUUCAGGAAAAGGUUAUUCGUGUGACAGUGAGAGCGACAUUGAUGAUAAGGCUUCGGAAGGCUCAGAGAGGCUCUUUUCCCCAGCAGCAACGAAAGGUACAUCCUCGAAUGACAAGGCCGAAGUGAAAGCAGGAGGCAUCCCCAAGGUGUCUGGGCUAGAGCGGAGUCAAGAACUCAACACUGACGUGCCCUUUGUGCUGCCACUCCACAGCCCCCCAGCAACCACUACCGUUGUGACUUCCAACUCCUCUGCACCCACCUCGAGUGCACAGGCAAGCCCUCUACUGAAAAAAGAGCCACGGAUCUCAGUCCCGGCACCUCCCAGGCUCACCCCACAGCCUCAACUGCACUCCCAGCCUCACCCUCGGCCUCAGUCACAGCCUCAGCUGUUGCCCGAUUUUCGGAUUCAACCUCCAAGCCACAUCCCACCUUCUCUCAGUUACCAAGUACACCAUCAGGUGGCCCACAACGGACUCAAUAAUAUCAGUAGAAGCAGCAGUGCCAGUAGCGCAACAAGCAUUAGUCUUCCCAAACAUCUCCCACUCUCACCUCAGAUCCCUCCUCAUCAUCCCUCUGGUCCAGUUUUACCCCUCUCCAUCUCUAACCUUGCUGCCUCGCAUUUCCCUCUCCGAUCUCAGUCCCAACACCAGCAUCAUCCGGCCAUGUUUGCCACCCCUCCUACGCUACCACCUCCUCCAGCAAUACCCACCAACAGCCUUGUGAUCCCAGGUCACCCUGCAGACUACUCCCCUUCAUGGCAAACAGGAAGGCAGUCCCUGACUGCACUAGCCCACUCAGUGCACAUCUCCGCACCUGCUUGUGUGCCAGCCCCAACGCAUCGCAGCCAAUACGAGAUGGAAACUAGUUCGGCCUGCCUGCCAUCUUGCGUCCCUGUUACAGUCUCUCUGCAUACCAGCCUGUUGAUAUCAUUCAACCAACCAAUCAUGUAUUGCCAGCCUCAUUCGGGGAUUCUGAUUGGUACUUUGUCACAGGCAUCUCUCUUACCUCCACCAAUGAGUCCUCACGUAGAAAACCACCACAGCAUGACCUGCAGAAACAGGGAAUGCCAGUUUGACAAGUAUGGUCCCAAACUUGAUAACCCUUAUUUUCGACAUUCUAACUACUUCCCAAGCUACCCUCCAGCAAUGCCUGGAAUGCCACCUAUGCUUCCACAUUCGGGUCCCUUUGGGUCACUUCAGGGAGCCUUUCAGCCGAAGACUUCCAAUCCAAUUGAUGUAGCAAGUAGGCCUGGUCCAGUACACCACACUCUUCUUCAGAAGACUCCAGGGGUGUCUGACCCCUAUCGGGCUCCUGUACGAGUAAGUAAGAAACCUGGCAAGUGGUGUGCUGUUCAUGUACAGAUUGCUUGGCAGAUCUACCACCACCAGCAGAAGAUAAAGUACCUCCUGUGGAAUAUGGAGUGUUAUCCUGUUCAGAGUGAAAUGAGCGGUACGGUGAAGGACAUUUUACAAAACAUAGAGCAGCAAAUGCAGCUGGAUCCUCACAAGCUAGAAAUAGGUGGGAAACUUGACCUAUUCAGCAGACCUCCUGCUCCCAGCGUGUUUCCUGGCUUCCACUAUCCACAAGAUCUUGCUCGACCGCUCUUUUCCACAACAGGUUCUUCCCACCCAGCUUCCACUCCUUUUGGGCCUUCACCACAUCACAGCAGCUUCCUGCCUACUAGCCACUUGGCAGGUAGGUAUCCAUUUAGCAGGUCAAGCACCUUCAGCAGCCUUGGGAACUUAGGCAGCAAUGCCUUUGGAGGAUUAGGCAGUCAUACUCUGAGUCAUAAUAGUAUUUUUGCUCACAAAGAUGGCCCCGGAGUCCAGAGCUUCAGCAACCCACAUGAGCCAUGGAACAGGCUCCACCGGACUCCGCCAUCCUUCCCAACACCUCCUCAGUGGCCCAAACCAGGUGAUUCAGAGCGGAGCUCCUCUGUGACAAAUCACGACCGAGAUCGAGACUUGGAAAAGAGGGAUCUCUCAAGUAAAGAAGACCGAGACAAGGAGAGAGAUGUCCUGGAUAAAAGUAGACAUUCAACUAGAUCCUCGCCCGCUUCAGCUCCAGUGACUCACCAGAUCAGCAACCUCAUUCGCAGCAACAGCCAGACCUCCAAUGAUCCUUCAAGGCAAGCUGGGCUCAGUGACAGGGAAAGAUCUAAAGAGCCUGAGCGAGAAAGGGAAAUUCCUGACCGGCUGAGGGAUCCUCCUCCAGGUGUGGAGCACAAGAUCAAAGAAAGCCGAUCCCCCAUAAAGGAAUCACCAAGCCAUGAAAAAAGAUCCACAGAAGACAACACAAAGCCAGUAAUCCAGUCUGUAUCACCCUACAGCAAGCCUGCACUAAGCGAGAACUUAAAACUCAGCAAUUUAAUGAACAAGGACAUUGAAAGAAAACCAGAGCUUCCAACAGACCUUCAGAAGAUUAAAAAUGACAUCAAGGUCAAAGAAGAGUGUAAGGAGGAUGGUGAUAUAAUGGUUGUGAGCUCAGAACCUUCACAACAUUCCAGAACUGUUGAACACCCACCGCCUUCUUUGCACGGGUUACCACUGCCCCAUACAAUGGCAGCUACCAUGCCCAUCUCCAUGAGCAGUGUCCACCAGAUGAACAACAUGAAUGUCCUGGAUCGUAGUAGAAUGAUGACACCUCUAAUGGGCAUGAAUUCAUUGUCAGGAAGGGAGAGACUGCCCCACCCUGGCUUUUCCUGGGACACAGUGAGGGACCCAUUACGUGAUGCCUAUCGGAGCUUAGACCUCCAUCGUCGGAUGGACUUCCAGCUCAGAACAGAUCCCAUUCACAGAUUCCCCACCACCUCUGGCUUUUAUGACCAUGAGCGCUCUUACCGGGAUAGAGAACCCCACGACUAUAACCACGAGAAUCUUCUGGAAGCUCGGCGUGAGCAGGAACGGCUCAGGCAAGCUGAGGAGAGGGAGCGGUUGCACUUACGGGAAGAACUUGAACGGGCCAGGAUGCACCACUUGCACUCAUCCCCUAUUGAAAGCCACCUGGCGCAUGUGCCCUCCUUCAUGCCUCAUCUCAGUGGGAUCCACUAUCCCAGGCUCAGCCCCUCGGCCGCCAUGCACAAUGGGAUUUUGAAUAGAAACCCCCCCACAGCCGCCCUGAGUGCCCCACCCCCUUUGGUCCCCGCAAGUACGACUAGACCUUCCUCCCCCCGCCGGACUACUCCACUGACAAACUCAGAGUCAAGAGACUAUUCUCCUUCUAGGAAUCCCAAAGAAGUUGAGGCGCGAUAGUUCCUUUCCAACAAACAGAAUGAAUUUCAAAACUCACCUGUAAAUAUCGGGGGAAGGUUGCAGUAGAGGGGAGGAAACUUUUUAAAAAAUGCACUGCUGUAAACUUUUUUUUAAAUGUAAAAUUUGUAGAAAUUAAGCACAGUUCCAUAAAUAAUUGGGGAGAUGGGAAGGAAGGCCAUAGUAAGCCUUCCAAUCAAAUGGUUGCUGAAAAUUGAAAUUUAAUAUAUAGGUCUUCAGUUUGUUUUGGUUUUGCUUCUGUGCUGAUUUAAACUAUUACAAAGUUUGUACAUGUCUUCCCCAAAUAUGAGAAACAUUUUUAAUGAAUUUGUAUUUUUUUUAACUUGAUGAUCUUCUUUCACAUAAAAAAAGGCUUUUCUUUUUAGUUUGAAUUUUAAUGGCCUCUGAUCCUCAAGUCAAAGCAAAACACAUCUGGGGUUUCUUAACAUAUUAUUUAUGGAAAUACACUAGUUUCAUCCUGUCCACUGUGAGGUUCCUGAAUUGAGGCCACUCACUUCGCUUGGUAUUUUUUGGAACUGAAGUUACAGAUAUAUAUUAAAAUUAUUAUUAUUAUUAUUAUUAUUUACAAAACUGUUGGGUUUUGCCUUAUAGUAUGAAGAGAUGAAUUUUUGUUAACUUCUUGUUUUAAACAAAGAAGAAAACAAUAUGUAAAUAUUCUGUUAAUAUAAAUGUACACCAAUAUUGAAUUCUUAACAUAGGUAGACUUUAUAAAAAAUGGUUUCUAGAACCACUCUCUGGUUAUUUGUUAACAUUAUUCCAACUCAUUAUUAUCGCUGUCUGGAUAAAAGCCGGCACACUUUUUAAAAACCCAGCAAAUCGUGGCAUAUAUCCUUCAACUAUGCAAAAGAUUUUGGAGGCAGGUCCUCACUGAUGCGGGAGCAGGGGGAUAAGGACAAAAACCAUUUACAAAACAACCCCCCCCCCCCAAAAAAAGCAAUCAUCCCAAAGCAUCUGACAAACAUGCAGCUUUGUAGAACGGCAAUAGUUACAUUGAAAAGGAUGUUUGUUACACACACAUACACACUCACGUUCAAAUAUGAACCCAAUUUCAAUUUUGUCUGAAAAGUUGAAUACAUGAUUCACAGUAAGGCUCUAAAAAGGUAGAUUACUUUUUCUGAUAGAAGCCAGAUGGAACCAACGCAACCAUAUGCUACAGAUCCCAUGUUUUGCCAUUCCCUAUGUGUACAUAUUUUUUCCCGCUGUGGCAAGACACAUGCACAAGUAAGAAGUUACUGCAGUGGAUCCCCUUUGGUUCAAGGCAGUCUUCAUAUUUAAAUUAGUAUGUUAGAGUAUUAAUAGUGCAAAAAAAGAUCAAAUGAUUAAUUUAAAAUACUCUCUUUAAGAUUGCUCUCUGUAAUCUGCAAUGACCUACUCAAUUGUUUGUUUCAGUGUGAGUUUGUGCCUUGAAUUUUGUUUUUAGGGCACCAUGUUAAGUUUGACUUCCAAUUUGACUUCCUAUAUUUGCAUUUUGCUAUGACUCAAUCAAAUGGACUUUCAUUUUAAACAGUCCUUCAAAAUGGUUUGGGAGGGAAUGGGGAGAGGACGGGGAAUGAGUUUUAGUCCUGUCUAGAAUCUGAUUGGCAAGAAAUUUGACUUUUUAAAAAGGCAUAUAGAGGUACAUGCAGUCCCCCCAUCUCCCCCCCCCCCCAACACACACACACACACUAUGUUAGGGAUCUACCUGCAGAAGCGCCCCUUCCGUAUUCAGAAUGCCCCAGCUUGUUGCGGGGAAAGCCAUGUUCUACUGUAUCAUCUCCCUCUUUUUUGGCUACAGUAUUCAUGUUUUGAUAUUAUCCUGGAUUUCUGCUUCCCAGUUAACUCCAUCACCUGCUGGUAUUUUCUUUCCUUGACUGUCUGUAUUUCCCCCUGCCAGCCUUCUCUCUGCAUCCCCUGUAAUUUUAAACAUUUGGUUUCUUUGUAGAUCAUUGAAGAUAAAUACAGCAUUGAUUUUGGAUGAAAAAGGUAGUUAAGUAUUUGUGUGUCAGAUCUAGUCAGAGCUACUGCCGGGAGGGAGAGGGAGAGUAAAUGGUUAUUGAUAAACGUGCUCAGCCUAUUAACGCUGCCAGACCUUUGGCAAAUUUUGAUCAUUAAAGAGUCGUGCAGUUCA